Messenger RNA from Cuscuta europaea, 1487 nucleotides. The record is from the annotation of a GenBank genome assembly. NCBI's taxonomy places the organism in Eukaryota, Viridiplantae, Streptophyta, Magnoliopsida, Solanales, Convolvulaceae.
UUUUGAUCGAUGUAAGCAAAUUUAUAAAUAAAUCACAAAAUCCUAGCCUUAAUUAAUUAGUGUAAAGUCUUACCAUAAAAAUAGAAAAAUAGUUGAAAAAAUGACCGAAGUAUGAUUACUGCACUUUCGAUGGACAAAAGAAGGACCUGUUUUAAUUUUGCACAAAUAUAAGACUAAAGGUAGUAUAGAAUGUCUCAAAUACCCCCUAACCUAAAUGGCCAUCCAUCUACUUCCGUUUCUCCAGCGCCGCACCAAUUAAGCUCCUAGAUCCAAAUUUGUUAAGGUCGCCCAUCUCUUCCGUUGCUUCACCACCGGAGAUGCGACGAGCUCACUUCGCAACUACCUAGGUGGCGAUAAGAUCGACGAUGACCUCCUCCGCGUCCAGGUCGCCGCUUCCUCCUCCAGGCCGCCGCCGCCUUUUACUCUUCUCCUUCUCCAUUUUCUAUCUCAAAUCGAUGGCGGUAAUGGCGGAAAUGAGGACUGCGGGUGAAGAAAUUGAUGGCUGAAUCGACGAAUGCGAUUUGGAAGCGUAACGGCGAUGAGGACUCCAGACAUCGGCAACGAGGGUUGCGGGGUUAUCGACGGCCGCAACUAGGGUUAUGCGGUUGUUGUUGGCUGUCGCAGCUUGGUUUUCGCGGCCAACGACAGCCGCGGCCUGGGGAAAACAGAGGGGGUUGGGGAUGGGGGCAGAGCAGUAGAAAGAAGGGUAGGCAUGGUGGUGACGGAGGGGCAGAGGGUGGUGGUGCCAGAGGGGCAGAUGGCGGGGUGAGGGAAUUGAAUGGGCUGGGGGGCUGGGUGAUGUAGGGGGCUGGGUGACCAGAGGAGAGGGCUGGGUGAGGCAGGGGGAUGGGGUGUGGUGGUCACCGGAGGUGGUGGGCGCCUGCGGUGGCCGGAGGUUGUGGUUGCCGGUGGUGGCGGUCAUCAGUGGUGGCGAAGUCACUGUGACCGGUGUCAUUAUGGUGACCUCACCGUAGAGGUGUCACUUUUGCGGAUAGUGGCCUCUGGCCACCGCAAGCGCCCACCACCGAGGUGUCACUGUAGAAGCAGGGGCUGGCGGUGGAAACCGGGGCUGGGGGCUUGGGUAGGCGGGAAAGGGGUUGGGGUUUGUGUUGAAAGGAGCUGGCGGUGGUGGCUAGCGGUGGUCGACGGUGGUGGUUUCGAUGAUAAAACUAGAUUAAUGUUGCAGAAGUAACUAUGCCCCGAGUCUUUGAAAUUACUCUUUGAGACCAGAGGCGGUGAUCAAUGAUCGAUGGCGGUGGCCGCUGGUCACUAUUGCGCGUGUCACUCUAGUGAGUGUCACUGUGGCCGAUAUUGAAAACUACAAAAUAAAGUCACUAUGAAUUAAGGGUAAUUUAGUAAGUUUAAAAUUUAUUAGUCAUAUUUUUGGAAAUUACACAAUAAGGUCACUUUUUUGUCAUUUAUCCACUUUUUAGUAAUAUUGACGUCAAAACCCCAAAAUAGUUUUACCCAUAAGAAGUAAUUAAUCG